GCCCCCGCCUCUCUUUGGCCUCGCCUUUUGGUCCGGAGUCGGGCUGCGACGGCGGUGGAAGAAGGAGCUGAGGCGCCGCUCUUUUCUUCUCACCGCUUCCCUCAGUUGUGUCCUUCUCUUGAGGGACGCGGGUUCGAAUCCCAGGUGCGGAACAAAGAAAGGAAGGAAGGAAGGCGGAUGGACCCGCAGCCCGGCGCCAGGAGCAGGAGCAGCAGCAGCGGCGGCGUGACAGCGUCCCAGGCCUCCUCCUCCUCCUCAUCCCCGUCCUCGCCUUCUCCUCCUUCCCCUCCUCCUGCUCCUCCGAUGCGGGUGUGCGUGAGGACCACGACGGGGGCCCGGUACGAGCUGGCGCUGCCUGCGGAGGAGACGGUGGAGGGCCUCCAGCGCCGCCUGGCCCAGCGCCUCCGCCUCCCGCGCCACAGGCUCGCCCUCCUCCACAGGGACAGCCGCCUGAGUUCGGGGAAAUUGCAAGACCUUGGGGUCGGUGAAGGGAGCAAGCUGACCUUGGUGCCCACCGUGGAAGCCGGCUUAAUGUCUCAAGCAUCCAGGCCAGAACAGUCCGUGAUGCAAGCGCUGGAAAGUUUAACAGAAACUCAGGUGAAUGACUUCCUCUCAGGGCGCUCCCCACUGACCCUCGCCCUCCGCGUCGGGGACCACAUGAUGUUUGUUCAGCUCCAACUGGCUGCCCAGCAGAGCGGGGGUCCGCUCCAGCACCGCCAUGUGGGCCCUGCCCGUGGGGAGCCUCCUGGGGCCACGCCCGUUGCCCCCCCACAAGCCCCUGCACCAGGGCCCGGGGGAGGGGGUCCCAUCCACGACGCUGGCCCUCGGCCCACCUUCAGCAGGGCCCCCCAUGUACUGGCCUGCCAGCCAAGCCCCCCGGCCUCCCCACCUGUGGCUCCGCCCCCGCCAUGUGGUCCCGCCCACCCAGUCAUGGCAGCAGGAAUGUUCCGGUCGCACGGCACCAGCACGCCAGCGGCAAACGGGAGUGCGGCAUCCUCAUCCUCCUGUUCGGAGGUCGACUGUGCGGCGCGUAGCAGCCCUUCGCCCAGCCCAAGCCAGCCUUCUCGGACCCGCAAGCCUGGCGCCGUGAUUGAAAGCUUUGUGAACCACGCCCCUGGUGUCUUUUCCGGAACAUUUUCGGGCACGUUGCACCCCAACUGCCAGGACAGCGCCGGCCGACCACGCCGGGACAUCGGCACCAUCCUGCAGAUCCUGAACGACCUGCUGAGCGCCACGCGGCACUACCAGGGCAUGCCCCCCUCCCUGGCCCAGCUGCGCUGCCAGGCCCAGUGCGCCCUCGCGCCCUCCCCACCCUCCUCCCCGCACAGCACCAACCGUGCCGCCACCUCAGAGAAAAUGGCCGCCGCCAUGACUGCUGCCGCCGCCAGCCAGCCAUUGCACCUGGGACAGGGGCCCGUGGCCUGCAAACCCAUCGUGACGGGUGAUCGUGUGCGGCAGACGGAGAACCGGGCCACACGCUGCAAGGUGGAGCGGCUGCAGCUCCUGAUGCAGCAGAAGCGCCUGCGCCGGAAAGCCCGCCGGGAUGCCCGGGCCCCCUACCAUUGGCUGCCCAACCACCGCAAGUCCAGCCGGACCAACAGCAACAGUAGCCUGUCCAGCGAAGGUAGCAGCAGCCUGGAUCUGGACUUCGACGACUCGGUCUGGAAGCCCGAAGUCAAGCCGGACAUGAAGUCAGAGUUUGUCGUAGCGUGAACAGAGAGGGAGAAUGGGCCUCCCUUGUCGGGAUGCGAAGCGCUGAACGAUGGGGACGGGGAUGGAGAAAACGAUGAUGACAACAAAGACUCUUUAGUAAUAAUUAAUAAUACAUUUUCUUUGGUCCACGCGAGCAAAGGAGUUUUUGGUUUUCUUUUAUUAUUUUUUCCUGGGUGCUUGAUUUAAAAAAAAAAAAAGACUCGGUUGCUGUGGAUUUCUCCAGGCGAGCGGACCUCUCCUCCGGAUGUAUUUAGUUUGGACAAAACGCCAUAUUUUGGAACAGUAUUUUCUAUGAUUGGUUUUCCUCUCUUCCUUGCCGCCGAAACUCUGCUGGGGCUUUUGUUCUAGGAACGGAAAACAGCUGUGACAGGGCUCCCGAGUGAGAGAGCAAGCGGACCUGAAAGGAAGGCGGCAGGCAGGCGAGCGAGCAAGUGCCUCUCGUCUGAAAAAAGAAAAACACGGGUGGUUUGAGGGCGUGGGGCUUUUUGCGGUUUUGGGAGGAGGAAUCUUCAAACACAGCUGCCUUAAAUGAUGACGACACGCAGAUGGGAACGUCAACUUCAAGGGGGUGGAAACAGAGCGGAUGCGAGAAACCGGACUUCUUCUGAGUUUCCUCCCGUUUUGGGGUCUUGUUUCCAAGGCCGUCCCGUUUGUGCCAGAAAGCUGCUUCCUCCCUUCCCUGUGAUGAAUCUGUCUGGAGGCGGGCGGAGAUGUGUGGAAAGUUUUCUCUUCUUUUUAAAAUAAUUUUUUUAAACGUUCUCCUUUUGUUUUUGGUGACUUCUACAUGAACGGGAAGCACUGUGCAUUCUUUCAAGGCUGAAGGUUUUGUCGCAGGGAAGGUGUUGAGUGCGAGUGAGCCUCCGCUGUCUGUGUCUUCUCUCCUUUUCCUCCCCAA
Molecule: messenger RNA, 2608 nt
Organism: Anolis sagrei ordinatus
Lineage: Eukaryota; Metazoa; Chordata; Lepidosauria; Squamata; Anolidae
Gene: MIDN
Product: midnolin
Cellular component (GO): nucleus
Molecular function (GO): protein binding
Source: RefSeq, a predicted model, not a curated record